This is a messenger RNA of Coregonus sp. 'balchen', 483 nucleotides long. Lineage: Eukaryota; Metazoa; Chordata; Actinopteri; Salmoniformes; Salmonidae. The record is from the annotation of a GenBank genome assembly.
AUGUUCCAGAGAGGCAACGAGGACUUCCUGGAGACACCAUGCUGGUGUCGGGUAGGCGAGGACUUCCUGGAGACACCAUGCUGGUGUCCGGUAGGCGAGGACUUCCAGGAGACACCAUGCUGGUGUCGGGUAGGCGAGGACUUCCUGGAGACACCAUGCUGGUGUCGGGUAGGCGAGGACUUCCUGGAGACACCAUGCUGGUGUCGGGUAGGCGAGGACUUCCAGGAGACACCAUGCUGUUGUCGGGUAUACGAGGACUUCCUGGAGACACCAUGCUGGUGUCGGGUAUACGAGGACUUCCUGGAGACACCAUGCUGGUGUCGGGUUGGCGAGGACUUCCAGGAGACACCAUGCUGGUGUCGGGUUGGCGAGGACUUCCAGGAGACACCAUGCUGGUGUCGGGUAGGCGAGGACUUCCUGGAGACACCAUGCUGGUGUCGGGUAGCGAGGACUUCCUGGAGACACCAUGCUGGUGUCGGGUAG